Molecule: messenger RNA, 2174 nt
Organism: Ictalurus punctatus (channel catfish)
Lineage: Eukaryota; Metazoa; Chordata; Actinopteri; Siluriformes; Ictaluridae
Gene: phospho1
Product: phosphoethanolamine/phosphocholine phosphatase 1
Exons: 3
Coding region: 634-1488 (284 amino acids)
Molecular function (GO): phosphatase activity
Source: RefSeq, a predicted model, not a curated record
AUCUUUGACAUUUGGUGUGAGUUACGGAUUUAAAACUAGUGUAAACAGCGUGUCAAAAUAGAAGCGUGCACACUAAAAUGCGAACUAUUUAAGCGCACUGUUUAAUGCGGUAGAAUAAAGUUCAGGACGCAGCCGUAGUUCUUUCGCUUUUGUUUUUUGUUUUUUUGUUUUUUUGUUUUGGGUAGAUCAUAAUACAUGAAUUAAGAUUUUGUGGUUUGUCAGAACAAGUGGCAGUAUCAGAUUAUACCACGGUGCUGUUGAAUUUUGAUGAACUACUCAGAAAAUGAAUCAGUGUUGGUUAAUUCUCCACAAUGGCGGCUUUGGCAAUAGUUCCAGCUGCAAGGUUUAUAUUAAUGCGCUCGUUCUAAUACGUUAUCGUUUCUAUGGUAACAGCUCAGUCACUGGGAGUUGUAUGGUUGAAGCUCCACUCUUUGCUGUGGUGAAAUUUUCUUUAAGGAGACAUUUAUGGAAGGAAUCCCCAUUGUCAGCACUUCGUAACAGUCAGUAACCGGAGAGUCUUCAAGCUAGAGGAUGCUUUUCAGUAACAUGACAAACUGCAGGCUGUAAGUCGCAGGACAUUGACGUAAAGGAAAUUCUGAAGAAUUAAAAAGAGAGCCUCCGAGGUCAGUGCUAAUGAUGCGGGACUCCGUCUUCAACUGCUGUUUUAACCCACCUCAUCCUCCAGGUGUAGUGGAAGAGACACAGUGGCACGGCAGCAGAGCACAGGCCCUUCCCCCAAAUAACCAGCGCUUUCUUAUCUUUUUUGAUUUUGAUGAGACGCUUGUGGACGAGUGCAGCGAUGAUGCCAUGGUCACAGUGGCUCCCAAUGGUUCUCUGCCCUCCUGGCUUAAAGACACGUACAGGCCGGGCAGGUACAACGAGUACAUGCAGCGAGUUUUGACCUACCUUGCUGAGCAGGGAGUCACUCCUUCAACUGUCCGUAACACUAUAGAGCGUCUUCCGCCAUGCCCAGGCAUCCCUGCCCUGCUACGCUUCCUGAGGUCAUGCCCAUCACAGGACUUUGAGAUCAUUUGUGUAUCAGAUGCCAACACGGUGUUCAUCGAAACAUGGCUCCAGAGCCUCGGCUUUCACACGCUCUUCACGCGCAUCUUCACGAACCCUGCUCAUUUUGAUGAGAAUGGACAACUUCAGCUGCGCCCCUUCCACUCCCACGACUGCCUGCGGUGUCCGAUGAACAUGUGCAAGGCUGAAAUUGUGCGACGCUACACGGCUCAGAGGGUGCACGAAAGAGGAGGCAGGCGAUACCAAAGGGUGCUGUACGUCGGUGAUGGUGCAAACGACUUCUGCCCAUCGCUGACGCUGGGACCAGGUGAUGUGGCGUUUCCUCGGCAUGACUUCCCCAUGCACAGGCUGAUCCAGGAGAUGUACGAGGCCAAACCUGGAGAGUUCAAAGCCACUGUGGUGCCUUGGCGCAGUGGAGAGGAAAUCAUCAACAAGCUCAGGAAAGUCGUGGAAGAACAGGUUUAACUAUGGCUGAAAUACAUAAACAAGGACAUAAAUAAAAACAAAUUCUCAGCACAGUUACUUUUAAUAAUCAUGAUGCAUGGAGAUACACCAACAAGGAGAUGAUAUGUUAGUGGGAGCUGCUGUUAUACUUGCACAAAACCAAGGUUGUCUUUUCAGUUUCUGUAGCAGAAAUUCAUACUUAUAAAAUUGUAUGAACGUCAAUGUAUGAAGAGAUGGAAAAAGUUGUCUGAAAGAACUCAUGGCUUAUGUGAAAUAUGGUCAGAACCUAUGUUUCACGCAUAAAGAAGAUUUCUCAAUGGUUUUUAAAUAUUUAAACUGAUUCCACUUCCAUAAACACUCUUAAAAACACUUUUAGAGUUCUACAUACAACCUUUAUGGUUUUCCCUGGAUCAACAAACUGAAACAACCAGUAUGUUCUAGUAUAGAAGAAUUUCCUUUGGGGGCGAGCGAAGACUGAGUGUGAGAAUUAUGUGUAAGCAAUAAUGAAGACAAUAUUUUUAAUGAGUUUGUUUUAAAUUGGCAAUUUAGUAUUUAAAAUAGCUUCACUAAUUUGUAUUCUUUUCUAUUUGCCUAUAAAUUGCUUGUCAGCACAUCAUCUGGGGUAAAUGUCCCUGGUUUGCUAUUCAGGUGAAAUAUGUAUGCUAUUAGUGAUGUAAAUCAUUUGCUUAAAACCAGUACUGAAAUAA